UUGUGGACGCGGUCGAUAAGGGACAUUUGGCAGCGAUAAAACCUCAGAACUCGUUCUUCGUGUUGUAAUUUUCAGUGUAAACCGACAGUUCUGAGCGUCCGAUGCUGACGGACACUCAGACGGACUUUGUGUAGAGAGACCAGUUUGCAGACAGCAGCCAUGGCGCAGGCUGGUGCUCACUUCAUCACAGCAGCUGUAGACGACAGACCUUCCAUCUUCGAAGUGCUGGCGCAAGAGUCACUGAUGGAGGCUGUCAAACCAGCUCUGAGACACGCUGCUAAGGUCCUGGCUGAGUCCAACCCAUCUGUUUUGGGGUUCUUGUGGCAGAGGUUUGAUGAGAUAUUUAUGGUCCUUGACCUCCUUCUCCAGAACCACUUCCUGUCACUGAGUAGUGCUUCCUUCUCAGAGAACUUCUAUGGACUGAAGAGAGUGUCCAGCUCAAGGCGGGUGCUUCCUGUCCACCUGGGACUGAACAGGAAGUCUCACUGGCUCUCUCUGCUCCUCCUCUGUCUGGUGCCAUACCUGCGGGCCAAACUGGAGCUGACUUUGGCCCGGCAAAGAGACGAGGACGAUUUCUCCAUCCGGGUGGUGCGGAGCCGGAGCCAGAGUCUGUACCGGGCCUUGCUAGCCGCCUAUCCUUACGCCAGCACCGCCUGGGCUGGCUGGCUGUUGUGCCAGCAGCUGCUGUAUGUAUUUGGGCAGGUCCAGGCCCACUCCCCCCUCCUGUGGCUGGCAGGGGUCCGACUUGCCCACCUCACUGCUCUGGACAUCAGAGACAUGGAGCUGCAAGGCCACAUCACCGAAAACCCAACCGGCCUAAGCCUUCUGCAGAGGGCAUGGUGUGCGGUAGGCCAAGUCGCAGGAGGCGUGGCUGUCUCCCUCUCCACCUCCCUCUCACUAGGAGUCUUCUUCCUGCAGUUUCUGGAGUGGUGGUACUCCUCCGAGAACCAGAGCACCGUCAAGACCCUGACCUCCCUCCCCACACCGCCCCCUCCCCUGCAUCUGCGUCAGGAGGCCUCAUCCAGCUGGCCCACGGGGCGCCUCUCUGGAGAAGCAGGUUUCACCUCCUGCGGUGGCAGCUGGGAGUGUCCGCUGUGUCUCAACCGAAGGACCAACAACACAGUGCUGUCCACGUCUGGCUUUGUGUUCUGUUAUCCUUGUGUUUAUAGGUAUGUGAAGAACAACCAGCGAUGUCCGGUCACCGGCUACCCUACCGAACUCCAACACCUUGUUAAGAUCUAUGUUCCCGAGAGCUAGACUGGAACAGGAGGGGUGUUUGAGUGAACUCACUUUGAUUGAAAGUACAGAUGGUCUGGAUCAUAUCAGCAGAUCUACACUUCAGGGACACCAGAUCCCCUUUCACUUGAAGAAACCUGGACUAGUUUUGCAGUGAAGCCAUAACAGCUUUGAUACGAAGUGGUUUAGGGAUCAUGGGUCAUAGAGCGCCGUUCUUCUACCAGUCUGUGGUUUAGAGGAGAUCUUCUGAGGAACAUGUUGUAGUCCAGUACUUCUUAAAAAGCAUUUAGAGUUGACAUACAUUAUGCACAAAAUAUCUCGUUCUCUAUCGGAAUGAAGCAAACUUACAAUCGAUAAAGAGUAGUCCCACUGACACCCUAAUGGCCCUGACAGACUGACAGGCGGCACAGUGGUUAGCGCUGUCGCCUCACAGCAAGAAGGUCCUGGGUUCGAACCCCGGGGUUUCCCAACCUUGGGGGUCAUCCCAGGUCGCCCUUUGGUGGAGUUUGCAUGUUCUCCCCGUGUCUAUGGUGGGUUUUCUCCGGGUGCUCCAGUUUCCCCCGCCAUCAGAAAGACAUGCAUGUUAGGGUUAAUACUCCUGUCUAUGCCCCUGAGCAAGGCAUGGCAAGACGAACUGGAGUUGGUCCCCGGGCGCUGCACAGUGGCUGCCCACUGCUCCUAGCUACACAGGUAGGAUGGGCUGAAUACAGAGCAUAAUUACCCCACGGCGAUCA
This is a messenger RNA of Lampris incognitus (smalleye Pacific opah), 1970 nucleotides long. It is a transcript of the gene pex12, whose product is annotated as peroxisomal biogenesis factor 12. The record is from RefSeq and is a predicted model, not a curated record. Lineage: Eukaryota; Metazoa; Chordata; Actinopteri; Lampriformes; Lampridae. Gene Ontology annotation, molecular function: protein binding; zinc ion binding; ubiquitin-protein transferase activity. Gene Ontology annotation, cellular component: peroxisomal membrane; peroxisomal importomer complex. The transcript has 4 exons. Gene Ontology annotation, biological process: protein monoubiquitination; protein import into peroxisome matrix. Bases 160 to 1257 code for a protein of 365 amino acids.